This is a messenger RNA of Aspergillus pseudonomiae, 1857 nucleotides long. Its product is annotated as histidinol-phosphate transaminase. Gene Ontology annotation, biological process: L-histidine biosynthetic process. The record is from RefSeq and is a predicted model, not a curated record. Lineage: Eukaryota; Fungi; Ascomycota; Eurotiomycetes; Eurotiales; Aspergillaceae. Bases 349 to 1632 code for a protein of 427 amino acids. The transcript is spliced from 3 exons. Gene Ontology annotation, molecular function: pyridoxal phosphate binding; L-histidinol-phosphate:2-oxoglutarate transaminase activity.
AUACAACGUGUGGAGCCUUGACCUAUAAAAUUGAGGAUAUACACCCCGGAUUUAUAUUCCUGAAAGAAUAGUCUCGAAAAAGGCAAGUUACAGCUUCUCUAGUAAACAAAUGUCAUGUACCUUUAUUUAAAUAGCUCAUUGGCAAUAUAAAUGCAAAAUUUGUAUGAAGCAGCGACUAGGUUAGUAUAUUCCACUGACUGGUGCCGAAGGGAUUUAAACUACCGUUCCUGAAGAGUCACACUUCCGAGACCGGUCCCGCCUCUAAUCUUCCCCGCCACUUAAAGGACCCCCCACCGAUCUUUCUUCGGUUUGCAAGGAAUCUCUUCACUUCAGCAAUAUCACACCAAAAUGGCUGCGAGACAAUCACCGUUCGAUCUCUCUAAAUGCGCGCGCAAGAAUAUCUUGCAAUUGCAGCCCUAUCGCUGUGCGAGAGAUGACUACAAAGAUGACGGAACGAAUGUUCUGCUCGAUGCUAACGAAAACGCCUACGGUCCCGGUCUUGCCCUGAAUUCGGAAGGCGCUCUGCAAGAAUCUACAGUCAAUGGGGGUUCGACUGGCUCCUCGAAGCCAGACAUCGACUUUUUGGGAUUGAACCGCUAUCCCGACCCACAUCAGAUUGAGCUGAAGCAACUUUUCUGCAAGCUCCGCAAUACCCGUAUUCACAGCCAAAAAGACCUGACCCCCGAGAACCUUUUCGUUGGAGUCGGCUCCGACGAAGCCAUCGAUGCUCUGUUGAGAUGUUUCUGCGUGCCAGGAAAGGACAAGAUCCUUACUUGCCCCCCUACCUAUGGCAUGUAUGGUGUUAGUGCGCAGGUCAACGACGUGGAUAUUGUGAAGGUCCCUCUGGAUGUCGAGAACGGCUUCCAACUGCAGCCGGACAAGAUUCUCGAGGCUCUAUCUGCAGAUGACUCGAUCAAGAUGGUGUACAUCUGCUCACCGGGUAACCCUACAGCCAACUUGAUCCGUAAGUCCGACAUUCAGAAGGUGCUGGAGCAUCCCACAUGGAAUGGUCUGGUCGUUGUGGAUGAGGCAUAUAUCGACUUUGCACCUGAAGGCUCCAGUCUCGCCGAGUGGGUCAACGAUUGGCCCAACCUGGUGGUUAUGCAGACUUUGAGCAAGGCUUUUGGUCUGGCCGGUAUUCGACUAGGAGUUGCGUUCACCAGCCCUGCCAUUGCCCGUCUGUUGAACAGCCUGAAGGCCCCCUAUAACAUUUCAAGCCCAACUAGUGCAAUUGCUAUGGCUGCUCUGUCGCCUAUCAACAUGGCUGUCAUGAAGAAAUACCGCGAGGAGAUCAUUGCUCAGCGUGAACGCUUACUACAGGAACUGCCUAAGAUCCCAGGAGUGGGUCGCUUCCUGGGCGGACAAGAGUCGAACUUCCUCUUGGUUGAACUCCUGGAUAAGCCUGCCAGUGAAGGCGGAAAGCCCAGCAACAAGAUUGCCUUGGCUGCGUACGAAGCUAUGGCGGAAAAACGCGGCGUGGUGGUACGUUUCCGCGGGAAGGAGCUCGGAUGCGAAGGCUGCCUGCGGGUUACAGUAGGAACAGAGGAGGAAGUCACUAGGUUCCUGCAGCAAUUGCGGGUAGUCCUGGACAGUCUUCUCAGGGGCGCGGAUGUCCAGUCGUUGAGAGGAUAAGCGCAUCAGAACUCGAACCAGUCAUGUCAUUUUCUUUUCUCAAGAUUAAUUACUUUUCAGGAUAGACUUUCUUAGCCUUUUAGAACGGAGAUUUCGUCUUAAUAUUAAAGAGCGUUAGUAUUUUCCUUAUCGUCCUUUUCCGACCGGGAGAGACAGGCAAAUACGUAAGAGGCUUGAAUGGAACCACCACCGGAAGGUUAUCUAUCCACGUAUACUCGGGACAGG